Monopterus albus (swamp eel) is the source of this 5747-nucleotide messenger RNA. RefSeq names its product ASXL transcriptional regulator 1 (gene asxl1). Gene Ontology annotation, biological process: positive regulation of transcription by RNA polymerase II; animal organ morphogenesis. Gene Ontology annotation, molecular function: peroxisome proliferator activated receptor binding; chromatin binding; DNA binding. The transcript has 11 exons. Gene Ontology annotation, cellular component: PR-DUB complex. The record is from RefSeq and is a predicted model, not a curated record. The coding region runs from base 303 to 4856 and encodes 1517 amino acids. Lineage: Eukaryota; Metazoa; Chordata; Actinopteri; Synbranchiformes; Synbranchidae.
CUUGUCCUGUAGCAGCACCACAGAUAGCACCGUGCUCACACUGCUUCUGUGCUUCAGGGAGGCAAUGUGUGUUGAGCUAGUUUAGCUCAUUGACUGUAUAUGGUUUAGCCAGAGUAGCGCCAGUUAGGCCUGUCAGUGACUAAAAGAGACCAUAACAUCGUCCUGAGCUAAAACGAGCGUUUUGUUUUAGGGUCUACAUUGUUAACCUAGAACAUAGUUAGUCGUUUUGCUAAACAGCCAUCGUAUCGAGGUUGAUUUGUACAUACACAGCAAGCUAGCCACAGACAACCAGCGCAGAGGAAAUGAAGGACAAACAAAAGAGAAAGAAGGAGCGGACCUGGGCUGAGGCGGCUCGCAUGGUUUUGGAGAACUUCUCUGAUGCACCCAUGACUCCUAAACAAAUCCUCCAUGUCAUCCAGACCAAGGGGCUGAAGGAAAUGCGGAGUGGUACAGCUCCUUUGGCCUGCCUGGUCACCAUGCUGCACUCUCAGGUGAGGGGAGACAGAGUCAAGAACAGCAUCUUCUUUAAGCUACCUGGACGGAUGAGCCUGUUUACUCUAAAGAAGAACGCCCUCCAAUGGACAAAAUCAACCUCGGAAUCACAGUCACCAACGGAACUGGCUGGAAACCCCGUACCCCUAGCUUCCAGCAGCAGCACCUCUGCAGCAGGCUCAGCUGUGGCCCCAGUUGGCCCCACUGAGGCCACUGAGCAGGAGAGCUGUGACUCCACUGAGACCACUGCUGCUGCCAGCGGUGACAAUGAUGCCUCGGUGGAUGAGAGCUCGUCCAGUGCCUCCUGCUCCGCAGAGCUGCAGACUCCCAGCACCCAGCCUCAGACCCGCCUCAGCAGGGCAGCAGGACAGCAAGGACGCACAGAUACACAGCAGACCCAGCAUGCGCAGACAAGACUGAGCCGCUCAAGACAGUCAGGGAGGCAGAGGAAGAAAGCAGUCAUGAUGCCUCGUGUUGUUCUCACCCCUCUUAAAGUGAACGGAGAACAUGUCCCCUCAGGGCCCAUGAAAAGGAGUCGAGGAGGGAUGGAUGUAGACUUUGAAACACCUGGCUCCAUCCUGGUGAACACCAACAUCAGAGCCCUCAUCAACGUGCGUACCUUCUCAUCCUUUCCCACACACUCGCAGCAGCAGCUGCUGCAGCUGCUACCGGAGGUGGACAGACAGACUGGACCUGAUGGUAUGGCCAGGUUAAGUAGUUCAGCUCUUAACAACGAGUUCUUCACACAUGCCUCCCAGAGCUGGAAAGAAAGGUUGGCUGAGGGUGAGUUCACCCAUGAGAUGCAGGUGCGUUUCCGACAGGAAAUGGAAAAAGAGAAGAAAGUAGAGGCAUGGAAGGAAAAGUUUUUUGAAGAGUACCACGGGCAAAAGUCUGGCCUGACAAGGGAGGAGUCUCUGCAACUUACAGUGAGUGAAGCAAGUGAAGUGGCAGCCAGUAUGCUGGACAGCGACGUAGCUGUGGUGGCAACUGGUGCCCCCAAGAGACGUAGUGUAGGUCGGCGGAGAAGAGAUGGCCGAAUGAGGAGACGCACACGGGCUGACUUGCGUCGCAGGGCCCGCCGGACCCUCUGUACAGCCACUGCUCCAGGCCUGCAGUCUGCAGAAGCAGCUGAGGGCACUGCUGUACUGGACAUCUCAGCAGACUCUAUUGGCUCUCCCAUGUCUGACAACACAGUGGUUCAAGGAGAGGUGGUCCUACAGGCUGAGUGUGGUGUGGAGGUCCCAGCUGAGAGUGCCUCCAUGGAACUAAAGCCGUCUCCCACUUUGGAACCGGUCACAUUGCCAGCCCCCACUCUUACUCCUACUCCCAGCCCAAGCCCAAGCCCAGCAUCCACCAGCGCAAAUGAAGAGCCAGAAGUUAGAGCCAGUCUCCUCCCUGAGGAGGCUGCACCUGUUCUACCUUCAACCUCUUCUCCUUCCUCCUCUUCCCCUUCUUCUUCCUCAGCUUCCUCACCUGCCUCUUCACCUUCUGAUAGACAGGGAGCUUUUACCACAGGCCUGGACUCUUCGUCAUCUUCCUCAACAUCCUCCAGUGUCACAGUUGCUGCUGAUCCCCUGGAUGACACUGCUUCUGUGGUCACAUCCAUCACAGGGGGUACCGCCACCAGCAGCCGUGAGAGCAGUCCUUCAGGAAGCCCAGCCACCACCCCUGUCCCCAAUGUCCAGCUCAAAGAGCAGAAAAGAAGGCCAGAUGAGACUCAGGCCUUCUCCAGCUUCUCCGAAAAGAGACCACGGCUCGAUGACCGUCAGUCCUUUCGUACCACAAUUGACAGUGUCCGUUCGGAGAAGCCGCAGCCAACAACUGAAGAGCCCAAAGUGCCGCCCAUCCGGAUUCAACUGUCCAGAAUCAAACCUCCCUGGGUCAAAGGGCACCCCACCUACCAGAUCUGCCCUCGGAUUGUGCCCUCCGCCGAGGGCUUGCGGCGGUCGGGGACAGGGGGCGCACGCACCCUGGCAGACAUCAAAGCUCGCGCUCAGCAAGCCCGGGCCCAGCGCGAGGCCGCUAAUGGACGACGAUCACGAGAGCAUCCAGGACCUAUCGAGCCCGGAGGAGGAGAAACUGGAGUCAGGGGAGAUGGUGAGAUGGAAGAGCAGGGAUCGUCUUCAGGCGCUAAUUCGUUUGGAACACAAUUACUGCUGAUCAGUGUAGAUCGCACACCACAGCCCUCCCCUUCCUUGUCCACUACCUCAACCUCAAUGUCGUUGGAGCCCCCACAGACCCCAAGCCCUCCUCAAGAGGAGACAGCUGGGCGGUCAGAAGCUGGAGAAGAAACAGAAGCAACAUCAUCUAGUGUCCUAAGCUCCUCCAACGGGCUCACAGGCAUGACAGCUGCUUUGCCUUCUCCAGAGCCUGACACUGUAUCUGGGUCUUUGGUAUCCCUGCCAGCCAGGCAAAGUCACAUGAUUGAGUCUGUUGCUGCCUUGGAGAGGGCAGUCCAGAACUGUGAAAAACCCUCACUGGCCCCAACCUCAAUCCCAGAUUCCCUUCCCAGGUUUGGGGCUCAGGGUGUGGACAUUAUUCAGACAUUGGCCAGCUCCUCUCAGUCCAAAGAGCAGGAACAAGUGAAGGAGGCUGCACUGGGUGGUGUUAUCCAGCAUGGUUCCCACAAUAUGGACUACCAAGAACGACUCUCUCACUCAGCUAUAGAGAAUCAGCGAACAGAUGUAUUUUUGUCCCAUCAUGUGGAUUCUUCUGAGGUAGAGAAGGAUAACAAGGCUGGGACACCACAUAGUGACUCCACGGAAACCGCUUCGGACUGUGAGAAUGAGAGCCAGGAGGAUGAGCACCACCAGCCCGACCAGAACUGGUGCUCCGCACUGAGCACCCAGAGAAAUGGCCAACUGGUCAUCUGCAGUGCUCCUCCUCAUAACCAGCAACCAGUCAUCCAGGCUCACGUGUCCAGCCGCCAAGGUCAGACUGUCAUUCAGCCUUGCUUCCUUAAUAGCCUGCCUCUCCCUCAACAUAGCUGCCCCCAUUCACAGGACCAACAGUCUCUCCCCUCAGCCCACCCACAAGGGCUCAGGGAGACCAAUGUUGUGAUCAAAAUGGAACCUGGAGAUGAGUGUAGAGCCUUCAGACAGAGCUCUGCUGAAGAGGAGCGUCAUGGAGGCUUAAAGGCCUCUGUCACUUACCCAAUUGCCACAGCUGCCUCAAAGAGACUGGCCAGCUCAGCCAGACAAGUAUCCAGUGUGGAGGCCAACAACCCUUUGGUCACUCAGCUACUGCAGGGCAGUCUACCCCUGGAGAAAGUUCUACCCUCACACUCUGUCAACAGAUUGGAGAUCAGCCGAUUGCCAGGACCCCUACCCAGACCACUAGUGGGAAGGGCCUCAGGUCCUCGCCUCAGGCCUGAGGUCUCAGCCCAGUCUCCUAGUCCAGACCGGAGUGCAGCCUUUAAGAUCCACAAGUCUCCAACAGGCCGGCCAGUCUCGUGUUUGAUGGAGUCCCCAGCCCUAUCACUUUAUCAGUCCCAGCAGGCCCCCGGGGCUGUCCCUGUCAUCACAUCUUUGCCACUCUCCUCAUCCUCCUCCAGUCCUUUAUCCUCCAGACGUAAGUCAGACCCUAGCUGUCAGACUGUUUUGGAGUCUGCAGUUAUUAAAGAGACUCAUGGUUCUCAGCCCUCACAGGGGGAGACUCCAGAUAGGCCCCAGCCAGACCACCGUGUCAUGCAUAAUGGCCCAUCUUCACCCCAUGCAGACCCCUGUCCCACAGAGACAGUACGUACUAUUAAGAUCAAUUGGCGGCCCCCCCAGUCACAGCUCACCCACACUCACCAACAGCAGUUAUCUCCUGCACCCACCUUAAAGAAUGAAGUUGGUGCACGGCCCUCUUGCCAAGCUCUUGCCAAAUCUGUCUCCAUUAUACCCAUGAGUGUUACCAAAAAGGAGCCUGCGGAUGGCUACCUUAGUGGAGGGGCAAUGGAGGGUCUCCUCAACAUGGAGAUGACUCUAGCCAGGAUGGCAAAGAAGGAGCACAGCAAAGCUUCCUCCUCAUCUUCCCCAUCUCCUUCUGCUUCAUCUCUUCCCUUCCAGCUCUAUGGGAAGCUCCCUAAGCAGGGUGGUGGUGUUGGAGCAGUAAGCUAUAUGGCUAAUGUGUCAGUUAUGGACAAUGGUGGUGUCUCCCGGACCAUGGCAGAUGGUGUGCUCCAGCUGCGCCCCCACAUGGUCUCCAGUCAGACAACCCUCAGCAUUCAGGCCUUUACUAACAGCAUGACCGAGGAGGUGGCACUCAAGUGUUCAUGCCGCCUCAAAGCUAUGAUCAUGUGCCAAGGCUGUGGUGCUUUCUGCCAUGAUGAUUGCAUCGGGCCUUCCAAACUCUGUGUGUCUUGUCUGGUGGUCAGGUAGCACGUAGAAACCCCUGUGCACUGUAGAGUUGCUGUCUGUACAGUGUAAGCAGUGGGACCACAGUGUUCCAGAGUGUACAGAAGCCAGGUUAAGGAUAGAGCGUCCACUGCUGAGGAGCCUGACAGGCAAGAUUUGUUUUGUAUAAUAUAAUUCAUCUGUAUUUUUUUGUUGUUGGCAGUUUUUCAGAUUGUUUUUAGUUGUACUUAAUAAUAAUAAUUAUUACUAUUAUAAUUAUUAUUAUUGUUGUGAAUUUGGGGCACGGUUGAUUAUAAAUUGUGCCUUUUUUGUUUAAUCUGCUCAGAAACAUUUACCUCAUCUUAUCUUGCUUCACCUGUCAUCAUUUGAUGGCCAUAAUUGCUUUGGUUCCUUGUUUUCUCAGCUAAGAGGGACCUAAGCCUAAUUUCCACUAAAGGAACUUUCCCUGGGGUACAGGAAUGUUUUGCAGAAAGUACUUCCUCUAUGUGCAUUUCCACCAGAGGAACCAGGAUCUAAAUUUAGUUCUGAGGUGUAGUUCUACCCUGCCAGAAAAGUCCCUAGUCAAGUGGUAGUAUUUUCUGAGGGUCCAAAAACUUUUGGGGUGAAAACUGCAGUACUGAAUGCCGCUGGUCAAAUACUUCACAGCAUUUUGCACACACCAUUCUUAACACCUAGUUGCUGACUCUGUGCUUUUAUCUCAGUGGGCUAAUUUUAUUUAAUCCUUCCAGAGCCUCAGCCCUGCUGUGGAAAUCCACAUUACAAAGUGCUUGAGAGACUUUUACCCCAGGGAAUGUUCUUGGACGUUGGUUCCUGGGGAUAAAAAAAAUACCAGGAACUAUUUGGUGGAAACACACUUCUACUGUUGUCUCUUUGUGCAAAGAAGUAUUUUUUUAACCAUUAAAAAUGAGUAAAUGA